This is a messenger RNA of Vicia faba (fava bean), 315 nucleotides long. The record is from the annotation of a GenBank genome assembly. Lineage: Eukaryota; Viridiplantae; Streptophyta; Magnoliopsida; Fabales; Fabaceae.
AUGGAAGGUGGAGUGAAAGAGAUGAAGAACGAGGUUCCAAAAGGGGUGUCAGAGAUGAAGAUGAAGAGAAAAAGAUCUGAGAGAAAUUUGGAGCGUGAUUCUUCUUUGUUGAAUAAUGAAUCUAAAUCCAGGGUGAUCUUUUUGUUGAAACAGGGCAGCAAUGCGUUUUAUUGUGUGGAAAUUAGAUAUAAGAUGGAGGGUGAGGAUGCUGUAGUUUUGGAGGGUUUGAAAUCUGUUAUGAAAAUGAGGGGUUUAUGCACUAUUGUAGGUCGGAUUAUGCGAGAAGGAAGAGCUAGAUUUCAUAGAAUUGGCUAA